This is a messenger RNA of Closterium sp. NIES-67, 2743 nucleotides long. The record is from the annotation of a GenBank genome assembly. NCBI's taxonomy places the organism in Eukaryota, Viridiplantae, Streptophyta, Zygnematophyceae, Desmidiales, Closteriaceae.
GAACGGGUGACUGCCCGGGCUGUGGCGGAUGAGGCUCGGGAGAGGCUUGGGCCGAUCUGGGAGCAAGCAGGGGUGGGCGAGGAAGGAGUGUGGCGGAUUGAGGUGAAAGAAGAGGAGGGGAAAGAGAGUGGAGGGGCGGAGGGAGAGGAGGACAGCGAGGGGGAAGUGGGGGUUGAGAGAGGGAUGGUUAAGAGGGGGGUGGUUGUGAGGCUGGAGUACAACAGGGCUGGCAGGCCGCUGGCAGGGGCGGGGGCGGUGUGGGUGCAUGCAGGGGUGAACGGGUGGCAGAGCGGUGUCUCGGUUGUGGAAGAGCUGAAGUGUGACAAUAACGAGGAUGGAGGAGACUGGUGGGCUGUGGAAGUGAGUCUGCCCUCCGACGCAGUGGCGCUCAACUGGGUGUUUGCGGACGGGCCAGUGGGCAAAGCGGGGGUGUGGGACAACAACAACCGGCGGGACUUUGCCGGGCGGAUUGGCGGUGCGGAGAGAAUGGAGGCUCUGUUCGCUGGCAUGGAGGAGGAGUGCCUGAGAGGGCUGGAACGGGCGAGGGAGGAGAGGGAGGCGAAGGAGGCUGAGGAGGCAGCGCGGCGUGCAGAGGUCAAGGCAGCCAUGAAGGGGCGCACCAAGGCGGCGUUUCUGCAGUCCCAGGCGCACGUCUUCUUCACACAGCCGGCAGAGCCCAGGGCGGGCGAGGUCGUGCAGGUGUUCUACAACCCCAGCAGCACGGCCCUGCAGGGCCGGGAGCGCGUGUGGAUGCGCGGGUCGUUCAACCGCUGGACGCACCGCUCGGGGUGCUUCCUGCCCAUUGAAAUGGUGCCGGCUGACAAUGGCACUCAUCUUGUGGCUGAAAUACUGCUCCCCCACGACGCCUACAUCAUGGAUCUCGUCUUCAUGGACAGCAGCGACCCCUCCACCGCCACAUACGACAACAGGGGCGGGCUGGACUACCAUGUGCCUCUAGCGGGGGGCACUGUGCGGGAGCCGCCUCUCUACAUCGUGCACGUGGCGCUUGAGAUGGCGCCAGUUGCGAAGGUGGGCGGGUUAGGCGACGUGGUGACAUCGUUGUCGCGAGCCACGAGGGAGCUGGGCCACAAGGUGGAGGUGGUGCUGCCCAAGUACGACUGCCUCAAAUAUGACCAGGUGCAAGGGCUGGAGGCGAGGGGCGACUUCCAGUGGGGUGGCACGAAGUGGCUCGUGUGGCAUGGCCUGGUGGAGGGCAUUCCAGUGCACUUCCUGGAGCCCGAGAACGGGUUGUUCUGGGUGGGGUGCAUCUACGGCCGCAAGGACGAUUCUGCCCGAUUCAGCACCUUUUGCCACGCGGCUCUUGAGUUCCUGCUGCAGACAGGCCGCUCCCCGGACCUGCUUCACUGCCACGACUGGUCGUCAGCGCCGGUGGCGUGGCUGCAGCGCGAGCACUACAGCGGCUAUGGCGGGGGCAAUGCGCGCACAGUGUUCACCAUCCACAACCUUGAGUUCGGCCAGGACAUGAUCGGGCGGGCCAUGGCUGCCUGCGACAUGGCUACCACGGUGUCCCCCACGUACGCUGCGGAGAUCAGCGGGCAUGCAGCGGUGGCGGCACACAGGGCCAAGUUCCACGGCAUUCUGAACGGCAUCGACCCGGACAUAUGGGACCCCAUGGCGGAUGCGUUCAUUCCUCUCAAGUACUCCUCACACCAAGUCGUUCAGGGCAAGCAAGCAGCCAAGGCUGAGCUGCGCUCCCGCCUCAACCUGCGCUCCUUCAGCCCCUCGGAGGAGCGCCCGCUGGUGGGCAUCGUGACGCGCCUCACGGCGCAGAAGGGCAUCGCGCUCAUCAAGCACGCCAUCUGGCGCACGCUUGAGCGCGGCGGGCAGGUGGUGCUGCUGGGGUCGGCCCCGGACGGGCGGGUGCAGGGCGAGUUCGAGGGGCUGGCGAGGGAGCUCAGCCGCACGUAUGGCGACAUGGCGCGGCUCUGGCUGUCAUACGACGAGCCGCUAUCGCAUCUGAUCUAUGCUGCCAGCGACAUGAUCCUCGUCCCCUCCAUCUUCGAGCCGUGCGGUCUGACCCAGCUGGUGGCCAUGCGCUACGGCGCCAUCCCAGUAGUGCGCAAGACGGGUGGGCUGGCCGACACGGUGCUUGACGUGGACAGCGAGGCGGACAGGCAGAGGGCGGCUGCUAGGGGCAUGGAGCCCAACGGAUUCUCCUUCGAAGGCGCUGAUGCUGCUGGCGUCGACUAUGCUCUCAAUAGGGCAAUCUCGGGGUGGUACGACGGCAGGGAGUGGUGGCAGGGCCUGGCGAAGCAGGUCAUGGAGCAGGACUGGACGUGGAACCGCCCUGCUCUGGAUUACCUAGAGCUCUACUAUGGCGCUCGGAAAUAGGGAUUACCCAGUACCGUACCAUAACAGGGUGCUUUGAGGCGUCCUCAAAGAUGCAACCAUGCCAGCCACGCCUAGCCAAGCGGGUCAUGACACACCAAGCAGGACUGGACGUGGUGGAACCAACCGCCCUGCUUUAGUCUAGAACAAUUCAAGCCCUACUGGCGCUCUGCGGCUCCGAAUCGAACUGCCCAGUAUUGAUUUAUCCCUGUGGUGUGCUGGUGCCAUGAAUUAGGUAGUGGUAGGGUCAGUGUUGCUGUAACACAAUGCUUUGCUACUAGUAUGAGAGUGUAGUGUAGUCUUAGACUGUUUUGGGAUUUGCAGUGUAAGCAGCCAGCCUGGCUCGGAUUACCCUGAAAGAGCAGGUUAGGUUUGAUACCAAGAGAAUCAUUUG